Pocillopora meandrina is the source of this 9190-nucleotide messenger RNA. The record is from the annotation of a GenBank genome assembly. Lineage: Eukaryota; Metazoa; Cnidaria; Anthozoa; Scleractinia; Pocilloporidae.
CGGAAGUAUCAUUCAGGCAAAGCGUGGACGGCAUGUCGCUCAUAUUUCGCAGUCCCAUCAAUGCUGAAUUCAAGCAACGGCAAAGUCAGCUGUUUUGCGAGCAAGUUGAAUCUGACUUUUGCUAUGGGAACUAUAGAGAACUGAAAUUUUAUCUACAUAAGUAUUGCAAAGCGAGCGAUCGAAUUUUAGCAACUGGCUGCAAAUCGACAAGUAAUGGAGAAACUCUCUUUAUCGAAGAUUUGUACGAUGCAGGCUUCCAUGCUGUCGUUGGGGUGGACAGCUCUGAAAAGAACAUUUCUACUGCAAAAGAAAGGAACAAAGAGAACAGACCUGAAAUUCAAUUCGUUGUGGCGAAGGGCUUUAAAGUAAAAGAGCUGUCUAUUUAUAUACGAUCCACACGUAACUUCUCUAUACUACUUCGAUACAUUAUUCAGAAACCAAGCCAUUAAAAUAUACAAAUCUAUCUGCUUUGAAAGCAAAUAGUUGUGACCUCACAAGUUAUGUACAGCAAACAGAAGAGAGAAUAAGUAAUUGUGAAAUUUAUCCAUAGACAUUUAACUCACAUCCCCAGUCAGCGUCCAUUAUCCUUGGGUAAAGCAUAGGUCAGGUUAGAGGUAAAAUAAUAAAAUUAUUUUACAUAUGUAAUUUUUGAAAUCAUAAACAUUGUAUUUCUAAGGAAAAUCAUUUUAAAAGUGCCUCUAGAUUCUAUUUUGUUGGAGCUGAUGACUCAAAUUUUCACUGACCAAUUUUCUUUAAAAGUUUUAAUUAAAGUUUUUUUCUGUAACUUUGCCUGUAAUGCCACUGGAAAGUAUCUAUUAGAGCUUAUAUGUUUUUGCUUUUUUCAGAUUGAUGAUGAAGCUGAUAGUUUCAAUGUACUGAUAGACAAGGGAGAACUGGACAUGAUACGUAAAGAACAAUCUUCUUUUGAGUUAUAUGAUUUUGCACAACAUUUUGAAGAAGUACAACGCCUUUUGAAAGUUGGUGGCCGAUAUAUUUGUUUUUCAUUGGCAACAACAGAUGUUUUGGAUAAACUUCUGGUCUAUUUUUCAUCUGGAUGGUUCUUUAGGGUGCACAUGCUGAACACAGAAUUAUUAGAUGGAAAAUUGGUUUCAUUUCCCUUGUUUUGUUUUAUCUUGACAAAGACGAAAUCUGCAGGUGAUUAUUAUAAACCAUACUUGUCUGGUGUGCAGGCUGAGACAAUCCCUUCCAAGGAAGAUAAAGUGGGUGUAAUAUUCUUUGGGUAGUGACACUUUAGCUAGAAGGAUAUGAGCUUGAGAUUUCUACUGUGAUAUUUAAUGAGGACAAAGCCCAAAUUAACUGUCACACAGAAAUUGAGAGUAUAUGUUUGAAGACUAUUUUUAUUUGUCCUGCAUUCCAGUAGGAUAACAAUGUUAUGAAAAAAGUGGACUAGUCUAGAAUGAUAACUUUAGUCAGCUUAUUAACACAUUGCAAAUUUGACAUGCCUAUGGAAUACUUAAUCAUAAAACAACAAGGAACCUCUGGCAUCGGUCAUGUACUUUGGCUGGAAGAUAGUUAGUGGUAUAGUUAAUAGAAUAGUUUUCAGAAUGGCUGUGCCAAUUGGUGCAAAUGUAAGAUGCAGAUUGUCUUAUGCAAUCUAUAGGUUUGCUUUUAUUUGCUGCUUUUUUUUUUUUUUUUUUUUUAAGUCUAUACAUGAUUUAUAUACAUCUAGGUUUAUCAAGUCAGCCAUUAAAAAUCAUUGAAGUAUGCCUUGAGGGAACAGAAAGCAUCCAGAGAUUGAAUUGUUUUUCGGAAGUCAAGACUAAUCUUCAAGAAAUCCAGCAAUAUUUCAUGACAAGGAAAUCUCUUGGUAUGAUUGUAAGACAGUGCUUUGUUGAACUAUUUCUCUCAGCUUCAUUGCUGUGGUUUUUCUCCAGUGCAAUCUUUAAUCUUGAGUGAAGACUCUUUUCUCAAACAAAGGCUUGUUAUCAAAUGCAAGAUUUAUGAAGAUCUUAAAAUUUAAAUUUUGAUUCAUUGUGAAUGGUGCAACAGUUCCAAGAAAUUUAAAAAUGCAGUUUAGGCCAAGUACAGCUAGAGACAAUGCUGGUCAAUAGUACUGUUUUUAGAUAUGAUCUUAAAGAAGCCCUUGGUAAUGACUGGAAACAAGAAUGCAAUGAAGUUAUAGAAAGUUGAAAUGAGCAGAGAAACAGCCCUGUGCAUACAUUUUAAAACUGUGUACAUUUCCCAGCUGUCCCUUACAAAACAACAACAUUAAAUCACCUUGUCUAUCUUAGAAUGGUAACCCUAACAGCAAAUACAUUUUCUGUUUCUAUUUGGAAAUCAACCCUUUGUUAAAAUGUUAUACCAUAAGAGAGGUCUUGCACCACAAUAGACAGUGAACACCUUGAACUUCUUACACAAUAUUUAGGAGAAAUGGAAGUUCAUUUUUUUAUGUUUGGCAAGGUGUUCCCAUUAUGAUUAUGACAUCCUAUCCUCCGCCUGUUUAAAGUUGUGUUAUUUACUUAUGUUGUUUUAUAUUGCACCAACUCCUGCACUGCUCCUCUACCCUAUCUACUCUUUGGUAAAUAUUGGCUUAGUGUGUGUAAUGUUCCACUCACCAGGAGUGUUCCCAUGCCUUGGGGUAGACACUACCUCAAGAAUGCAACUCUCUGCCCCACCAGCAUUUCAAUCAUCUCUCCAUGCUCUCACUCAAUUUUAUUCCUUUACUGCUUUACUUUGUUUCCCUGCAGAAAAGUUGAGACCCAAGCAGCACCUCAAUGUAGACUUGUAUUUAUCAUCUGGAGGUAAAAAACAAAGAAGUGAACCUCGUUAUUCAAUGGCAAUUGUAGACAUUCAACCUUCAUUGGCAAAGAAUGGAAAGUUUGCCAUAUUUAUUGUACCACAAGGUAAUGUGUUGGACAAGUUUUAUGGUAGAAAAGUAGGAAAACUGAAGACUUCUGUCAACAAAGUAAGAUUCAAAAUGCAGUAGUUGAUGCUAUUAAUCUAUUUGUGUGUAAAAUUCAGGCCCUGGUUGUUAAAGACUGGAUAAUGUAACUAGAAGGUGAUUUGCUCUCUGGUCAAUAUUAGAUAGCAAACAAACUGAAACAUCUCUAAAUUCCAAUUCUGUCUGUGAACAGUAAUAUUGUUGAAUCUCUAAUUUUUAUUAUUAUUAUUAUUUUAAACAUUAUUUUUGUCAGUAGCAUUAGCAUUAGCAUUAUCUUCAUCAUUAUCAUUAGCACUAGCACUAUUGUUAUCGUUAUCGUCAUUGUUACCGUCGUCGUUACCGUCAUCGUUACUGUUACAAUCAUCAUUGUCAUGAUCUUGUAAUUGUGAUCAUUAUCAUUAUCAGAGUACACUGCACGUUGUUUUUUUAAAUGUUUAUUUAGCUCAGUUUGUUUCGUUAUAAUUGAGAGUUCAAGUUAAGUUUUUUUUUCACAGGAAGGGAAACAGAAUGGUUAUUUUCGUCGAAAGAAGGACAAACAGAACUUAGCACAAAUGCAGGUUUUGAGCGUGUUGUGAUUGUGACUCUUGGGAGAGGACACACCUUUACUGACAUGGAUGCUAUUAAGGGUGAAUUGUCAACCAAAGUCAUGGAACUUGCUCCUCGAAAACUUAGCCGUAAUGCACAGGUAAAUCGAAUUUAAUAUGAAUUUAUUUUCUAGGGACAACAAUCUGAGACAAUUUACUUUGCAGUGUCUCUCAAACCAGACAUCUAAUAGCUGCUUGAGAAGUGUCCCAAUUUUCAUACGUGGCGAGAUGCAAGGGAAGACGGGGGGGGGGAGGGGUAAACUUUUAAUAGACUUGCACGUCAUCUCGAUGGGUAACAGCAGUACCAUCAAUUUUUGUUAUAGGGAUUUGCAAUUUAGGAAGGAGAGAAUAUCUUUCUUUCCCUCUCUAAUGCUGUCCCUAAAAAGUCGAAAUUCUGCAUUUUGCCUCUUUUAAUACAGGCUAAGGAGCAGACUCCAGAAGAUCUAAAAGGAGGCAUUUGUAAUGUAUGGGUUAAGUUUUAAAAUAGUUUUUCUCUUUUCAUCUUUAAGGUACCCUUCCUUUCUGUCGGCGAAGAUCUUGGAAACCGUGUAGUUUUGUAUGAAGGAAAUUCACAGUUGAGUGGAGACUAUGUUGUGGAAGAUGUCGACGGGGAUGGAGGACAGAAAUUUCGACGACUCAUUUUUCUUAGCAACAAGAACGUAGUGCAGUCAGAGGCCCGACUAAUAACAGGUGAACUUUUCUUUAAGCAGGUUUUAACUAAGUGGCGAAACACUUAAACCGAAGUAAUCACGACAGCCAAUGAGAAUAAAAGUUUAAACCAUCAUUGGCUAAUUAGAACUUGCCUGUGACAGGCAAACUGCUUGAAGUGCAUGAAACACGUGUGACUAAGUCGCGAUUGCUUUUAAUUUUGUAUCUGAUCAGUUUAGAGGCUGGUGCGAAGCGAAUUAAAGUUAAGCAAAACCAAAGUAAUUCCGGAUUAAUUUUGAAUUUCGAUUAAUAAAUUUCGCGAAACUGAAAAUGUCCCAUUUUUGCAAAAUUAUUGGGAUUGAUGAAAUUGAUGGAAUCCAUAACGUUGAAAGCCCGUUGAAGUAAAAGCAUGGUAUGCUUUCGUCUUAAAAAUAACGGCACGUCUCUUAUUUGGUUCUUUUUCGUUUAAGCAAUAGGAAGCAAUUGCUUGUCAGAUGACUGAUGGAUAAAGGGGAUAAGUUUUUAAAGAAACUGUGGUGCUGCGUCGGUGGGAGAGUAUAGCAGGUAAUUUAGUGUUUACAACUGAGUCGAAAACGUAAAUUGGCCACCGUAAAGAAUAAAAAAACUGACAUUUCGAGCGUUAGCCCUUCAUCAAUCGCUCUGACGAAGGGCUAACGCUCGAAACGUCAGCUUUUUUACUCUUUAUGGUGGCCAAUUUACGUUUUCAACUCAGGUGUUAACACUAAAUUACCUGUCAAUUGACUGGGCUGCGUGGGUUUAAGAAUUUACACAGUCUCUGAUGGUUUUUCUAAGAUACCGAGUUGUUUUUUGUUGUCGUUGUUGUUUUUUUCUUUUAUAACUAUUAAAUGUUGUGGUGUAUUUCUGUAACUUGCAACUUAACUUUGAUACAUUUAAGUUCUCUGGUGUUUAUCUUUAAAAUAAAUGUUCGGUUUUCAACCAAUGAAAUCAUGUAUAGUGCUUCAGUUAUACCAAAAGCGACCAAGUCGUGGUUGGUUUUUGUUUCGCACCUGAUUGGAGAAUGGCACGAGUUUUCUGUACCAAUCACAGAGCAAAGUAAAGCAAAACCGAUAUAAUCCCGAGUUCCUUUCAACACUCGUUUGAAAAUUGCUUUAUCAUAUGCUGUUGUUAUUUAUAACUCACUAAUAUUGUAAUAAUGAUAAUUGCACCGUUUAUACAGACAGAACAAAUGUUAAGAAGGGCAAAGGAAAACAGAAGGCAAAGGUUCAUAACAACAGCAGUCCCCGAGUGGAUCAUGGGUAUUUAGCUUGUCAGCAUCACAGAGUGAUUGUCACCGGCCUGGCCUGGAUCGAGGGAUUUUGUACCACAGGUAAGCCAUCGUGGUCCAGCGUGUAGCAUGGCAAUUUUUACGGGGUCCAUCAACCACGAAAUAGUAUUCCCGCGAACGGUAAACUAUUUUGCGACCGGCUCUGAAAUGCUUUAGCAAAUCACAUUUCAGAUUUUGUUCUAAAUAGAGAAAAAAAACUGUGAAACAAAAAACGAGGAAAGAAAAUUUCUGAAUUCGAAGUUUGAGCAAUCACAACCUCGUUCCAGGGUUCUCUCUCUGACUCCCUUCUUUCACCUGGGAGGAGGAGAAAAGACCCUGGGAACGAUGUUGGGCCAAUCAAGUUUGCACAUUCAGCGUUAUGUUGGCCUUUAAUGGAUAUGGUUUUAUGAACAGCAGCAGUGACUUCAAGUUCAUGUAUCUCUUGAACCAGAGAUUUGGCAACAGAGAAGCCAAACAAUUUCAGUUCUUCGCCGUGUGGUCCUCUGCAUUCAAACAUUUUUCAUAAUUGACUUUCUUUGAGUAAUAAUGUUAAGUAUCGUUGUCUGUAUAAUAUGUCUCUGAUUAUGUACAAUCUUAGACGAAAAGAGGAAAGGCUUGAUAGUUGGCCUCGGUGGUGGAGGACUGGCAAUGUUUCUGCAUCAAUACUUCAAGAAGGUGAUUUUAAGAUAUAAUAUGAAAAUUAAAAAACAUUGAAAAUAAACCCUGACAUUUAGGAUAUUACUAACUUUUAGCCGUUAUGUUGUAAUUGUUCGUUAAUUUCUACUUUUUUUCAUUGGAUUGGAGCUAAGCGCGAAUGUUGAAUUACGUGCGGAAGAGGAAAGCAAAGCAAGGCAAACAAAUUUACAAAGAAGCUCAAAACACGAUGGACAUCCCGCAUUCACUCUGUGUGGCUUUUUUCGUAUGCUGUCCCUCACGCUUGUUCACACUUUUCUCAUACUUUGCGUCCGCUCCUCUGACAACAGCUUGUUCUACUUUCGUCGAAAACCGACUUGCAGUAGUUUGUGCUUCCUAGCGGUAGAAAGUGGCCUGUACUCUUUCUUCUUUCAACAAGUAGAAUUUAUGCCCCAUGACUUCUACUAAUAAUUGCUUUCGACCUCUGUUAUCUCCUGAUGACUGUGUUUACUCGUUGAAUUUAGCUCAAUGACGUGCACCCCAUACCAUGUUUACUACAAUUUUCAAUAUAUUGCUGAAAUCUUGUUUUAUUUAUAUCGCCCUUGAUUGAUAUUUGUUCUUUGAUUCACAGCUUUCUGUAGAGGUCGUAGAACUAGAUCCAUCCAUUUCCGAAAUUGCCAAUAGUUGGUUUGAGUUCAAAGAAGAUGAUAGAAUGCAAGUCAUAAUUGAAGACGGAUUGAAGUAUAUUCGAUCCAAAGGUUUGUUUUCUGAUCUUAAACUUUUUAGAACACCUCCUUACCCAAAAGAGGACCACAGGAUGUUUAUGCCAUCGAUGAGGAUAUAAUGAAAUUAGAGUAUUAAAGUUUGUCUCACGAUAUAGUGCCCUUCGAUGUAGCCUCCUCCAGGCGCGAUAAACUGAGAGGCGCUGCAGAAAAAGGGCUGCAGUUUUGUUCGGGUCGUGGCGCUACCCGACCCAAAUCUACCCCGUUAUUUCAUUCGUCCGCUGCCAUCGCGCUGUUUACUAUGAGUUGCGUUCCGUUUCGUCAACUGAAGGCCUGGAACAAGCUACCUACGAUACGAAUGGCAUUUCGGUUGCCAACUGCUAAUCUCUAAGUGAUGGAGUCGACCAGUUACACAAAAAGUCAUGAACCAACAAGGCUUAGCCUGGAGAAGACAAGCGGAAAGCACUUGACACAUCGCGAUCCACAUCGCAAGUAGCUCCAUCGUAAGACGAACGAAAUUACUUUCUUACCGUUGAAUUUUUCGCGAUGACUACGUACGUCUAUUACCCACCCUCUCCGGGUGCCCAUAAGAAACCGUGAAGUGUCUCUGUUUUUCAUUAUUGUUUCAUAUGUUACCAUUUGUCAGAGAGCACUCCAAGCUAUGAUGUGAUUAUCUUUGACGUGGAUUCUAAAGACAUGACCGUAGGAAUGAGUUGUCCGCCACAGGCCUUCGUGGAUAGAGCGUUUCUCAAACAGGUUCACUCCCUGCUAUCUCCUUCAGGUCAGUCGCUGGUGUUUGGAGAGAGAGUUGACUAAGGAAGAAUGGGCAUUUUUAGAGAGCUUUUCUGAAAGGUUCACGGGGAACGACUGCAUCUUAAAUUACAAGCAAGUGAUUUCAACAAAUGCAUAUAACGUAGGUUAUGUGCUCCUGAUUUUACUUGACUUAAAUGGGUAGGGUUUUCGUGCAACUGGGUGCCAGACAAUCCAAAGCAUCCAGCCUGCACAUCGCUUUCAACACGCUGCGGCGGUGGAUUUAAAUUUAUCUCCUUUUAGUGUGAAGUCAACUUCUUUGCCAUUCCAACCAUAUUUUAACUUGUGCAUUUCCUUUUUCAAUUUAUUUUUCGACUGCCCUAGAUUUCAUGCUUAAGUUUAAGUGCUUAUGACAGUUUAAAGACAAUAAAUGGCUUGAACCCGGGGGUAACAUGUGACAGUUAAGUCUGAUCGUCCGGGUGAGUGUAGCCCUGAGGACUGUUGUCUGUAGUAGUGACUGCCAGGCGUUUCGACGAGCUAAGCGGAAGUUAUCGUCAGAGUCAAGUUAGUAGUUGUUUUCAGUCGAAUGUAAAGUCCGGUUCGUGUGAACUGAUUGUUAAGUUUAGCCGUGAGGACUCGAGUGGCGCAAACUACGUGAAAGUGUCGUCGGUAAAGUUAGGUCAUCGCGUUCGGUUCGUUUGUGAUGUUGAUUUCGUGAGUAAGUCGUUCGUGUGGAUCCGGUAGUAGCUGACACUUUUUCAGGGAAGUCCGUUGUAAGUUAGUGAGCCAGCUUUCUAGAGACAGCCGUUGAAAAUAAUUAGUGCUGUAGGCCGAUGAUGCAUUGCGCAGUCGAUAGUGUGGUUCGUAAGGUGAUGAUAUUCAACAAUGUGAUUCUUGACAUCACAUUUUCUUGUCGCUCGCUUGUGGUGAAGAUGACUUCCGCUCAGGUUGUCGAAACAUCAAUCACUACAACAGACAACAGUCCUUCUCAGGACUGCACUCACCCACAGAUCAGACUACACUUUCACAUAGUUUAAAGAGAACCACAGGUUUAUCUUAACGAGGUUUAUAUUCAUUUUCUCUAUCUCUGGCCCAUAUGUGGUCGAAUUGUAAGGGAUAACCUGCCUCCUAAGGUUUUCUUCUCUUUUCAGGAGUGUUCGUUUUGAACUUGGUUUGCCGCAAUACAUCCCUGAGAGAGCAAGUUGUCAGCGAUCUUCGGGCUGUUUUUCCUGAGCUUUACACCAUCGGAAUUGAGGGGGAAGUAAACGAGAUCGUGAUCGCUCUUCCACAGCUUAGAUACCAAACGGACUGUGAAGAGAAGAAAUCCCUUGACGCUCUUAAAAAUAUUUUUCACAACUCAGUCAUGAAAUUACAGGAAUUUGCCAAGAGUCAAAGUCAUUCUUGGGAUUCAACCCUUGAUUUGUGUCAACUUGUAAAAGAAGUUCAAAUUGUAUAGAGGAAAAAAAAAAUUUAACGAACAAUUGGGUUGUUGCUGCUGUUGCUUCAUUGCGACAUGAAACUUUACCUUAGAUAUUCAUAGGAUUUCUCUCAAGUAGAGAGAAUUGCCAUGGAAAGCGUUAAGUCAAGUCCCAAAAGCCCCUGAGUUGUUAUUUGACACAGAAAAUAAAUGAACUAUAGAGGGAACACAGGCAUGUAAAGAACAAAG